This is a messenger RNA of Pseudomassariella vexata, 4698 nucleotides long. Its product is annotated as P-loop containing nucleoside triphosphate hydrolase protein. The transcript is spliced from 3 exons. Lineage: Eukaryota; Fungi; Ascomycota; Sordariomycetes; Amphisphaeriales; Pseudomassariaceae. Gene Ontology annotation, cellular component: membrane. Gene Ontology annotation, biological process: transmembrane transport. Gene Ontology annotation, molecular function: ATP binding; ATP hydrolysis activity; ABC-type transporter activity. The coding region runs from base 1 to 4698 and encodes 1565 amino acids. The record is from RefSeq and is a predicted model, not a curated record.
AUGUCGGACACGACGAUGUUGGCAAUUGCCGUUACUGCGCUAGUGGCAAUUGGGCUUUUCUCGUUACCUUCUCUACAACACUUGACAAGUCAGUUGCGACGACGAGAUACAAAACCUGAAGUUUACGAGGAUGAUGAUGGGAAAGCUACGCCGGAGGCUGUGGCGGCUUUCAGUACCAAAGUUCCCAAGGCCUUUGUAAUUCUCUUCUCAAUCAUUGGAUUAUGCGUGUCAAUUACACUUGCCGUACUCUCGACGCUGAGCCAAGGGGAUGGCUUAUUCGUUGAGAAUUGGCUGGGUGUGGGAGCUUGGGUUCUCCUGAACUGCCAAAUGGUCUCCAUUGUCAUGGCGUCCAGCCGAACGGGUUAUAGGCUGGGUGGCUUCUCAGCUCUGUCCAGCGCUGUCCUCGCAGCAGUCCUUGUGGCCCAGGACAAUCAGAUCGCAGUGGAUCUCCUGAGACAUAAAGCAGGUAUCUUCGCGAUCCGAGUGGUCGAGACUUCAACCAUCCUCGCUCUGAUGUUCGCCAGUUUUUCUCUUCCUCGAAGGCCUGAUGUCUUCCAUGAUGGAAAAUUGGUAGACGGUGCAUACACCAGGUCGCUUUGGUCCCGACUGAACUGGUCGUGGCCUGCAAACGUUCUCCGUGAAGGCAAGCGGAAGAACGACCUUGACCUGGUCGACCUUCCAAGACCCGAUCACUACACCCGAGCAGAGGAAACUACGGCAGACUGGCUGAGCCGAGACUCCAAGGGGCCACUGUGGUUAUCCAUCAUUUCCGCCCACAAACUCGGCUUUGCGAUGCAAUGGUUUGCUACGCUUAUGGCAGCCGUGCUAACCUUCGGUCCUUACUGGUGUGUCCUUCAGCUUCUCCGCAUCAUAGAACAACGACCGAAAGGUGAGGCUUUCGGAUACGGUGCUUGGAUUUGGGUGGUAUGGAUCACCCUCACCAUUCUCGCUCAGUCUUGGGUGGAAUCGUACACGUUCUGGGUGUCCUGGGGCGAGCUGUCCAUUCCGAUCCGAGCGCAACUAUCGUCCUUGAUCUUCAUGAAGUCGAUGCGACGCAAAGACGUAAAAAAGGCUGGCAAAAAGGAGACAUCGGUAGCUAAAUCAACCGAGCCUACCGUUUCUGGGCCAGCGGGAGGGGUUAUUGCUACCGACAGUCCUCAAGUGGAGGAGACGGAAGAAAACGAGGAGGAGAAGGUCAAGAAAAGCAAGCAGGCCGUGGUCAACCUAAUUGGAGUGGACGCGAAGCGUGUCUCCGAUUUUGCCUCGUUCAACUGCUUUUUCCCCGGGAGCGUGUUCAGGCUGAUCGUGAGCUUGGCCCUUCUGCUUGAUCUUCUGGGCUGGAAGGCCUUGGUGGCUGGGUUCUCGACUAUGACCGCCCUAAUUCCGGUCAACAUAUUUUUUAGCAAGCGCUACUCGAAAGCUCAGGACAACUUGAUGAAGGUCCGGGAUGAGAAGAUGGGAGUUGUGUCGGAAGCCCUCCAGGGCAUUCGGCAGAUCAAGUUCUCAGCACUUGAGCCGCAGUGGGAGAAAAAGAUUGGCGAGGUGCGAGAGAGGGAGCUUGGAUGCAUAUGGAAUGCCUUCAUGAACGACGCCAUGCUGAUCGGGUGCUGGAUGACGAGCCCCAUCAUGUUGGCAGCGGUUUCCCUGUCGGUAUAUGCAGCAGUGCAUGGCGAACUCACCCCUUCCGUCGCUUUUGUCAGCCUGGGCGUCUUCCAUUCGCUCGAAGUCACGCUAUCGGCUAUUCCGGAGCUUACGACGGAUCUUCUGGAUGCUUGGGUGUCGGUGAAACGGAUUGAUGCUUACCUCCAGGGAGCAGAAAUCGAGAAGAACACCAAAGAUGCUGAUGAGGUAACUUUCGACAACGCAACGAUAGCAUGGCCAUCAGACGACAAGGAUGAGCGUUCCAACGAGUUCACCCUACAGAAUGUGAACGUCAAGUUCCCCCGGGGUGAGCUGUCAGUCAUUUCGGGCAAGACUGGAUCAGGGAAGAGUCUGAUGUUGGCUGCUGUCCUCGGCGAAGUGGAUAUCUUGUCUGGAUCCAUCAGCGUUCCACGAACCCUGCCGAUAAAACAACGACACGAUAGCAAAGCCAAUAAGGCCAACUGGAUAUUGCCCAGCUCCGUCGCCUUCGUCGCGCAGAUCCCUUGGAUCGAGAACGCGACCAUCAAGAACAACAUAUUGUUCGGUCUUCCGUUCGACGAGGAUCGUUACCUUAAGACGAUCGAAGUUUGUGCCUUGAAGAAGGACAUCGAUAUGUUCACUGAAGGCGAGAAAACUGAGAUCGGGGCCAACGGGAUCAACCUUUCAGGCGGGCAGAAGUGGAGAAUCACGCUUGCUCGCGCCAUCUAUUCCAGGGCGGGGAUACUGGUGCUUGAUGACAUCUUCAGCGCUGUUGAUGCACAUGUUGGCCGCCAUAUCUUUGAGAGAUGUCUGCACGGAGAACUUUGCGUUGGACGGACAAGAAUCCUGGUGACACACCAUGUUGCCCUUGUCGAGCCCAAGACGAAGUAUUUGGUGGAACUGGGCGACGGUGGCGUGCUCAACGCUGGUCUCGUGUCUGAGCUCGCGGAAGCUGGUACCCUGCAACAGAUCAAGAGCCAUGAGCAGACAGAACUGGAAAUGCAAGCCUAUGAAGAAGUCACCGCCGUGAACUCCGAAGAGACGUCUGAAACCGAUGGCGAACUCAUUGGAGAGCCCCUCACCAAGGCUCCCUCAAAGGCACAAGGGCGGAAGUAUGUCGAGGAGGAGACGAGAGAACAAGGGGCCAUCAAGAAGCACGUUUACGCCACUUAUCUCCAAGACAGCGGUGGCUGGUUCUUCUGGCUAUUCAUCAUUAUCUUUUUCGCAUGCGUCCAAGCCUUCACCAUCGGCCGCUCGUGGUGGUUGCGUAUAUGGACCGGAACCUACCAAGAAGAGAGCAUAUCGGCGCAGGAUCAAAGCCAUGCGUACACAUACUCACUCAGCCUGCAGCAGAUGUCUAUGGAUAAGAUCGUGCAGCCCAUGAUUAGUACCUCUGAUCACAGCCUGGGUUUCUAUCUUGGCAUUUACGUGCUGCUGGCUCUUGUCAGUGCUAUCCUUGGCACGGUUCGGUACUACUACGUCUUUCUCGGAUCCAUCCGGGCUUCCAGGAAAAUUUUCGCGAGGCUCAACUUCGUUGUACUUCGGGCGCCACUACGUUGGCUCGACACCGUACCAGUGGGCCGAGUAUUGAAUCGCUUCACAGCCGAUUUCAACUCCGUGGAUUCGCAUAUGGCGUACAGUCUGGCCUUUGGUUUCUCCAGUCUCCUCAACCUAGUCGGUGUAAUUAUCGCAGGUAUUUUUGUGUCCCCCUUCAUCAUCUUUUUGGCCUUCUUCCUCCUUCUUAUCAGUCUUUGGUAUGCCUUGCAAUAUCUGGGAGGCGCAAGGCCGGUGAAACGACUGGAGAGUACCACCAAGAGCCCCGUGUUCGAGACUUUCAACGCCGCCCUGAACGGUGUGACGACCAUCCGGUCGUUUGAUAGGACGCAGCCGUAUAUCGAGCUCAUGUUUGGCAGACUCGAUGAUUGGUCGGUGGCUACAUGGCAUCUCUGGUUAUUUAACCGCUGGAUGGGCUGGAGAAUGGCGGUUGUGGGAUCUUUCUUCGCUUCCAUCGUCGCCAUUCUCAUCCUGCUGACCCCGGACAUGCAUUCGGCCCUGGCUGGGUUCGCCCUUGCUUUUGCGUUGGACUUCUCAGGAGCUGUCAUGUGGACCAUCCGGCACUAUGCCAAUAUCGAGUUGGAAAUGAACGCCGCCGAAAGAGUCGUCGAAUACACUGAGCUGCCGACCGAAAGUCUCGAAGGCGAGAACCCGCCGGCCGCAUGGCCUACAGAGGGGAGCGUCGAAGUCAACGACCUCGUUGUCGGCUAUGCUACCGACCUACCCCCAGUUCUCAAAGGCUUAACCUUCAGCGUGAAACGUAACGAGAGGGUCGGCGUUGUAGGACGUACCGGCGCCGGCAAGUCAUCUCUGACCCUGGCCCUCUUCCGCUUCUUGGAGGCAAGAUCAGGCUCAAUCCAUGUGGACGGUCUUGAUAUCUCCAAGAUCAAGCUUCACACUCUGAGGAGCCGCUUAGCGAUUAUACCACAGGACCCAGUACUUUUUUCGGGUACUGUACGGUCGAACCUGGAUCCUUUCGAUGACCACACCGACGCCGAGCUCUACGACUCGCUUCGCCGCGUUCACCUCGUCACUGAGGACAAGACCUCGCCCGGCACUCCGGCGCAGACACAAGACACGCCCAGCGAAAACGAAGGAGCCAAUAACAAAAACAUCAACGUCUUCCGCGACCUGGGUUCAAACAUCUCAGAAGGCGGCCUCAACCUUUCCCAAGGCCAACGCCAACUUCUCUGUCUAGCCCGCGCCAUCGUGUCGAGGCCAAAAGUCAUGGUCCUUGACGAGGCCACGAGCGCAGUCGAUAUGCACACGGACGGGCUGAUUCAGCGGUCCAUCAGAGAGGAGUUUGGGGGAAGCACGUUGAUGGUGAUUGCGCAUCGGCUGAGCACCAUUGCGGAUUUUGAUCGGAUUUUGGUGCUCAGUGAUGGGAAGGUGGCGGAGUUUGGGACGCCGCGGGAGCUGUGGGAAUGCGAGGGUGGGAGGGGCGUUUUUAGGGGCAUGUGCGAGGAGAGUGGGGAGGUGGAGAGGUUGAGGGAGAUGUGUUUGGGUGGGGGACACGGGAAUUAG